GCCUGGGCCUCUCCAAGCCAGGCCCCCUCGGCUUACUUCCCUGCAGGCUCUCUCUGCCCAAGGACACUGUGACUUCCUUGUUACAUCAUACUCAUUGUAAGUCACAAUUGGGCUGAGAGCAGAGCCUGGCCAAGCUGCUAGGUUCUCGGGGCAGACGGCAAUCCAGGUGGCCCACCCGCACGGCCACAGGUGCACAAUGAAGUACCCUCUGGUGCCACUGGUGAAUGACCUCACCCUCUCGUUCCUGGUUUUCUGGCUCUGCUUGCCCGUGAGUUUGCUGCUGUUCUUGAUGAUCGUCUGGCUACACUUCUUGCUUAGUCAAGAUUCAAAGGAAAAUGAUUCAGAUUUAUGCUUCAACUGGGAGCCCUGGAGCAAAGGACCAGCUGAGUCAGGCUGUGAGGCGACACUCUGUGGCCAGGAGGACAGGCUCCACCGGUGAGCCUGCUGUACCAGGUGUCAUCUGGGCCCAAGUGGAUGGCGGGAAGAGAGCACUAGCGACCAAGGAGCCUUCCUGGGACCUCCAAUAGUCAGACCUGCCGAGCCUCUGGCCAAACCUUCCAUUCUCAACUCCAUCAUCACAGAGGACCUGGAAAUCUUCAGGGAGGAGCCAGGCCCAAGUGGCUUAUGGGGGAAAGCUGGCUAGCUCAACUCACAAGAGCUUCUAGGUACCUAUUAAAGAAAUGGGGGCGUUCUUGUGCCCUGACGGA
This is a messenger RNA of Acomys russatus (golden spiny mouse), 707 nucleotides long. RefSeq names its product adipogenin (gene Adig). Gene Ontology annotation, cellular component: lipid droplet; nucleus; cytoplasm. Gene Ontology annotation, biological process: white fat cell differentiation; brown fat cell differentiation. The record is from RefSeq and is a predicted model, not a curated record. NCBI's taxonomy places the organism in Eukaryota, Metazoa, Chordata, Mammalia, Rodentia, Muridae. The transcript is spliced from 3 exons. The coding region runs from base 197 to 439 and encodes 80 amino acids.